AUCUUGUAAUUGAUUUAGUUCUUCUAAAUCAUCUCUCAGCAUAACAUUCUGCCAAACGUUUAACAACGCAUUUGUUCGGUUCGGUACGGUGUUCCUCAUAAAACAAACCAAAAGGUCAUUUAGGCAAUUUAUCAAAGCAUAUCACAUAAUCAGAUUCGAUUUCGUUUCUGUCUGUGUCUGUGUGUUUGUCAGUGUCAGUGUUUCUUCAUCGUCUCAUUACCAAGUAAUAACUAAAAAUGGAGGAAUUACCUAAAGAACAAAUUGCCCUCUUGCGCAAUGCCUUCAACGCCUUUGAUCCGGAGAAGAAAGGCUAUAUUGGUACUCAGAUGGUUGGCACAAUAUUGAGUAUGUUGGGCCAUCAGCUGGACGAUGCUACCUUAAACGAAAUUAUAGCUGAAGUCGAUGAGGAUGGCUCGGGUCAAAUUGAGUUUGAAGAAUUCACCACGCUAGCAGCUCGUUUCCUGGUUGAAGAAGAUGCUGAAGCGAUGCAAGCAGAACUCAAAGAAGCGUUUCGCUUAUACGAUAAAGAGGGUAACGGUUAUAUAACGACCGGUGUAUUACGUGAAAUCCUACGUGAAUUAGACGACAAACUCACUAAUGAGGAUUUAGAUAUGAUGAUUGAGGAAAUUGACUCUGACGGUUCAGGAACCGUAGAUUUUGAUGAAUUCAUGGAGGUCAUGACUGGCGAAUAAGACAUGAUUUUAUUUCUUCUUCAAAAACUAAAAAACAAAAA
This is a messenger RNA of Glossina fuscipes, 733 nucleotides long. RefSeq names its product troponin C. Gene Ontology annotation, molecular function: calcium ion binding; enzyme regulator activity. The transcript is spliced from 5 exons. The coding region runs from base 237 to 692 and encodes 151 amino acids. The record is from RefSeq and is a predicted model, not a curated record. Lineage: Eukaryota; Metazoa; Arthropoda; Insecta; Diptera; Glossinidae.